Messenger RNA from Puntigrus tetrazona (Sumatra barb), 1261 nucleotides. RefSeq names its product voltage-dependent L-type calcium channel subunit alpha-1D-like. NCBI's taxonomy places the organism in Eukaryota, Metazoa, Chordata, Actinopteri, Cypriniformes, Cyprinidae. The record is from RefSeq and is a predicted model, not a curated record. Gene Ontology annotation, molecular function: high voltage-gated calcium channel activity. The annotation marks the transcript as partial. Gene Ontology annotation, biological process: calcium ion import across plasma membrane. The transcript has 6 exons. Gene Ontology annotation, cellular component: voltage-gated calcium channel complex; membrane.
GAAACGGUAGAAUAUGCCUUCCUGAUCAUUUUCACGAUUGAAACCUUCCUCAAGAUCAUAGCUUAUGGACUUGUGAUGCACCAGAACUCCUACGUGAGAAAUGGCUGGAAUAUGUUGGAUUUUGUCAUCGUCAUAGUAGGUCUCUUCAGUGUCGUGCUGGAGCUGGUAACCAAAGAUCGAGAUGUCAGUGGGCAGUCAGGAGGCAAGCCGGGCGGGUUCGAUGUCAAGGCUUUACGAGCUUUUCGAGUUCUGCGACCCCUCCGUCUGGUGUCAGGCGUGCCAAGCUUACAGGUAGUGCUGAACUCCAUCAUUAAAGCCAUGGUUCCUCUGCUGCACAUUGCUCUGCUUGUACUCUUCGUCAUCAUCAUCUAUGCCAUCAUUGGGCUGGAGCUGUUCAUCGGAAAGAUGCAUGCAACCUGCUAUCUGAACGGCACGCGUAUAUUAGCAGAGGAGGACCCAGCUCCCUGUUCUCUUUCUGGUCAUGGGCGUCAUUGUCUUCUCAAUGGCACUGCGUGUCAGGAUGGUUGGCAUGGGCCCAACAAUGGCAUCACAAACUUUGAUAACUUCCUGUUUGCCAUGCUGACUGUGUUCCAGUGUAUCACCAUGGAGGGUUGGACUGAUGUGCUGUACUGGAUGAAUGAUGCUAUGGGCUCUGAGUUGCCUUGGGUCUAUUUUGUCAGUCUGGUCAUUUUUGGCUCCUUCUUUGUCCUCAAUCUAGUAUUGGGUGUUCUCAGUGGAGAGUUCUCUAAGGAGCGUGAGAAGGCCAAGGCUCGUGGAGAUUUCCAGAAAUUGCGUGAGAAGCAACAGCUUGAGGAGGAUCUGAAGGGAUAUCUGGAUUGGAUCACACAAGCUGAGGACAUAGACCCUGAUAAUGAGGAGGAGGGAGAUCAAGAGACCAAACGCAGCCGUACGUAAAAAUACAAUUUCUCAAGAACAAUUUUUUAAGUGGUUACAAAUAAUACAGCAAAAUUGAACUUGUAAGGAUAGAUAGGUCUACAUAGCAUGGAUGUUUAAAUAUGAGUUUGGUUCAUAUGUUCCCCAAUACGGUCAUAUUAUCAAUUAAUCAGUAAUUUUUAUUUAUAUAGUACUUUUAACAAUACAGAUUGUGUCAAAGCACUGAACUGAGAAUAAAUUACUGUAUAAUGACAAGAUUAAACACUUAAUUUUUAUUAAAUGCAGAGGUGGUCUGUGUAAUCAAAUCAGUGAUAAUUUGCUAGAAAUUAAGUGUCCCCCACUAAGCAAGCGAGACGUCAGCAGCAAG